AGCAACGUGGCGGUAACAUGUCCUGCGAGCUUCGUGCAGCCGCCCGCAGCAGCAGCGCCGCCGAGGACGCCGACGACGACGCCGCGGCCGCCGCCACAGCCUCCCCCAACCAACAUCUCGCGUCCGCGCCGCGAAGACUAUAUUCUAAACUAGCUAGUGUCGACACGUGAACACUCAACUUGCAAGCACAACCAACAAAAAAAUAAAACCGGAAAAUAAAAACCACAGACACCCGGAUAACCGGAAAGUUAUUUAAAUUUUUUAAGAGUGCGUUAAGGUGUCGCGUCGAGAUGAUGUGAGUGCGCGUCACGUGUCUGUGAACGUCAAACUUUUGUUUAUGUUUAACUAAAAAAUAAUUUUCCGGUUUGUUAAAAAUUAAAAAUUAUAAAAAAAUAAUUAAGUUGAUAAUAAAUUAUUCGCCGACACCGAUAUAUAUGAUAAAUAUAUGUUUAUGUACAAACCGGCAAAGAUUCGGAGCAAACGGGUUUCUAAACACACACUGUAUAUAAUAAUCGCAUAGUUUAAGUUUUAAAUGUUUUAAAAAACAACAAAGUGUCAAGUGGGACCAAAAAAUUUUAACCAAAAAUUCAUUCUGAACAUAGUGUAUAAUACAACAGUUGCGGUUAUGUUUUGACAGCUGUCAAAAGUUUACAUUUUAACCUUAAACACCCAACCGAAAGAUGGCGUUGAUGAAUAUGACACCACGAGCGGCGCUGGCGAUGGAGGACAUUUUACUCUCGAUCUUCGACAAUGGCACAGCAAAUUCCAGCCUGGCACCGAACGAAACAUUCGUCCAGCAUUAUCCCAGUGGAUACACACUUCCACAAAUUGUAUUAGCAUCAAUUGCGAUUACUAUCCUGAUGAUUGUCGUCGUGGUAGGCAACAUGUUAGUCAUCAUUGCUAUAACCACAGAAAAAGCGUUGAAAAACAUACAGAAUUGGUUCAUAGCUUCGCUAGCGGUUGCAGAUUUCUUCCUCGGGUUGAUAAUCAUGCCGUUUUCACUAGCAAAUGAACUAAUGGGUUACUGGAUAUUUGGCUCGUGGUGGUGUGACAUCCAUUCCGCCAUGGAUGUCCUCCUCAGCACGGCGAGUAUCAUGAAUCUUUGUUUGAUUUCGCUCGAUCGCUAUUGGAGCAUCACGCAAGCAGUGGAGUAUCUUAAGAAGCGCACCCCCGUGCGGGCGGUAGUGAUGAUAACUGCAGUUUGGUUGCUGUCUGCGCUAAUCUGCAUACCGCCGCUGUUGGGAUGGAAAGUGGCGCAACAACCGGACGAUCAGUAUCCUAAGUGUCAGGUAAUGUAAUGUUUUCUGCCAUCGAUAUCACAGCUGGAGACCGGAGGCGGCGACUCACGCGCACAUGAUGGAAAACAAACGGCGG
Dalotia coriaria is the source of this 1374-nucleotide messenger RNA. It is a transcript of the gene Octalpha2R, whose product is annotated as alpha2-adrenergic-like octopamine receptor. The coding region runs from base 681 to 1298 and encodes 205 amino acids. Gene Ontology annotation, biological process: adenylate cyclase-activating adrenergic receptor signaling pathway. Gene Ontology annotation, cellular component: plasma membrane. NCBI's taxonomy places the organism in Eukaryota, Metazoa, Arthropoda, Insecta, Coleoptera, Staphylinidae. The record is from RefSeq and is a predicted model, not a curated record. Gene Ontology annotation, molecular function: G protein-coupled receptor activity. The transcript has 2 exons.